Messenger RNA from Raphanus sativus (radish), 2136 nucleotides. Its product is annotated as cysteine-rich receptor-like protein kinase 25. NCBI's taxonomy places the organism in Eukaryota, Viridiplantae, Streptophyta, Magnoliopsida, Brassicales, Brassicaceae. The transcript has 7 exons. Gene Ontology annotation, molecular function: protein kinase activity; ATP binding. The record is from RefSeq and is a predicted model, not a curated record. Gene Ontology annotation, biological process: protein phosphorylation. Bases 56 to 2068 code for a protein of 670 amino acids.
GUAAUAACCUCAAAGGCUCAAAGAAACAGAGCAAAAAAAAAACAGAGUAAUACACAUGUCGUCUUGUUUCGAAUACUCUGUUUCUCUGAUCUCAGUGUUCUUCUUUAUAAUCUUAAACACAGCUUCUUCUGCCACAGUUCCAACUUAUCUCUUCCACAUAUGUCCAAACACAACAACAUUCACAAGAAACAGCACUUACUUAACCAAUCUCCGAACCGUUCUCUCAUCUCUCUCCUCUCCAAACGCAGAUUACGCCUCACGUUUUGAUAACGCAACCGCUGGUGAUGAUAACAACAACAGAGUAUAUGGCGUUUUCCUCUGCCGCGGAGACGUCUCAGCAGAGAUUUGCCGUGAUUGCGUCGCGUUCGCGGCCAACGAAACGCUCCACAGGUGUCCAAGAGAGAAGGAGACGGUGAUCUGGUACGACGAGUGUAUGGUAAGAUACUCUAAUCAAAGUAUCGUAGGUAAAAUGAGGGUUAGGCCUGCUGCUUUCUUGUACAACAAGCAAAACGUUACAGAGAGCCAACUUAGCCGUUUCAACGAGUCUUUGGCUGCUUUGUUGAUCGAUGUUUCGGUAAAGGCAGCUUCGAGCUCGACAAAGUUUGCUACGGAGAAAGCGAACUUCACGGUUUUUCAGACCAUUUAUAGCCUUGUGCAGUGCACGCCAGACUUGACGAAUCUUGAUUGCGAAAGCUGUUUGAGACAAACAAUUGACCGGUUGCCUAUAUGUUGUGAUCGACGAAUUGGCGGGAGAGUAAUCGCUUCGAGUUGUAGCUUUAGAUAUGAGCUUUAUCCGUUUUACAAUGAGACCAUUACUGCGGCUGCUCCGCCACCUAGUGUGUCUGCCCCACCGCCGCAGCUUUCUUCCCAGCCUCCAGGGAAAGGCAAGAGCUCAACAGUGGUAGUAACCGCGGUUGCUGUACCGGUCUCUGUAUGCUUGUUACUUCUUGGUGCUGCAUGUUGUUUACUAGCAAGAAGAAGAAGAAGGAAUAAGCUCAGUGCUGAAGGAGAGGAUCUAGAUGAAGAUGGUAUUACAUCAACCGAAACACUACACUUCCAGUUUAGCGAAAUCGAAGCAGCAACAGAUAAGUUUUCAGACAGUAACAAGCUUGGUCAUGGCGGGUUUGGUGAAGUGUUCAAGGGACAGCUCAUAACCGGAGAAACAGUAGCCAUAAAGAGACUAUCUCGAGGCUCGACACAAGGAGCAGAAGAAUUCAAGAACGAAGUUGACGUGGUCGCCAAGCUACAGCACAGGAACCUUGCUAAGCUUUUGGGAUAUUGUUUAGACGGAGAAGAGAAGAUACUUGUGUAUGAGUUUGUACCAAACAAAAGCCUUGACUACUUCCUGUUCGAUAAUGAGAAGAGCAGACUUUUGGAUUGGCAAAGAAGAUACAAGAUCAUUGAAGGGAUAGCUCGAGGAAUACUGUAUUUACAUCGAGAUUCACGGCUUACAAUCAUUCACCGUGAUCUUAAAGCAAGCAACAUACUCUUAGAUGCAGACUUGAGUCCCAAGAUCUCAGAUUUUGGUAUGGCAAGGAUCUUUGGUGUUGAUCAAACUCAAGCCAAUACUCAAAGAAUCGUCGGUACAUAUGGAUAUAUGUCGCCAGAAUAUGCAAUCCACGGGCAGUACUCUGUGAAGUCAGAUGUUUAUAGCUUCGGAGUCUUGGUUCUUGAACUCAUUACCGGCAAGAAAAACAGUAGCUUCUAUGAAGAAGAUGGUCUUGGAGAUUUAGUCACAUAUGUGUGGAAGCUAUGGGUAAAUAAUUCACCAUUGGAGUUAGUAGAUGAAGCGAUGAGAGGGAGUUUUCAGACAAAUGAAGUGAUAAGAUGCAUUCACAUUGCUUUAUUAUGUGUUCAAGAUGAUUCUUCCGAGAGACCAUCAAUGGAUAACAUUCUUGUGAUGAUGAACAGCUUCACUGUUACUCUACCGAUUCCAAAACGGUCUGGACUUCAUCUCCGAACCAUGAGAGACCCAAGAGUUCAACAGUCAGGAGCUUCUCCGUCUGAUCAAUCUUUGACAAGCAAGUCUGUUGAUGAUUCUUCAAUCACUAUUGUUUAUCCCCGUUGACUUUUUCCAUGUAUUCUAACAAUGUUGUGUUUAAACUAUGUGGAACAGAACAAGAAGUAUUUACUAAA